Zalophus californianus (California sea lion) is the source of this 1860-nucleotide messenger RNA. It is a transcript of the gene RAD23A, whose product is annotated as RAD23 homolog A, nucleotide excision repair protein. Lineage: Eukaryota; Metazoa; Chordata; Mammalia; Carnivora; Otariidae. The record is from RefSeq and is a predicted model, not a curated record. Gene Ontology annotation, biological process: nucleotide-excision repair; proteasome-mediated ubiquitin-dependent protein catabolic process. The transcript has 9 exons. The coding region runs from base 110 to 1201 and encodes 363 amino acids. Gene Ontology annotation, molecular function: proteasome binding; polyubiquitin modification-dependent protein binding; damaged DNA binding. Gene Ontology annotation, cellular component: nucleoplasm; cytosol.
CUGCCCCGGAAGCGGUCGCCUCGCGGCGCGGCUGGGCGCUAAGAUGGCGGCGGCGUGAGUUGCAUGUUGUGUGAGGAUCCCGGGGCCGCCGCGUCGCUCCGGCCCCGCCAUGGCCGUCACCAUCACGCUCAAAACGCUGCAGCAGCAGACCUUCAAAAUCCGCAUGGAGCCUGACGAAACGGUGAAGGUGCUAAAGGAAAAGAUAGAAGCUGAGAAAGGUCGUGAUGCCUUCCCCGUGGCUGGACAGAAACUCAUUUAUGCUGGCAAGAUCCUGAGUGAUGACGUGCCCAUCAGGGACUAUCGCAUUGACGAGAAGAACUUUGUGGUCGUUAUGGUGACCAAGGCCAAAACUAGCCCAGGCACCUCAGUACCCCCAGAGGCCUCACCCACUGCUGUCCCGGAGUCCUCCACAUCCUUUCCUCCAGCCCCUGCCUCAGGCAUGUCCCAUCCCCCACCUACUGCCAGAGAGGACAAGAGCCCAUCGGAGGAAUCGGUCCCCACGACAUCCCCGGAGUCUGUGUCAGGCUCUGUUCCCUCUUCAGGUAGCAGCGGGCGAGAGGAAGACGCGGCAUCCACGCUAGUGACUGGUUCUGAGUAUGAGACGAUGCUGACAGAGAUCAUGUCCAUGGGCUAUGAACGGGAGCGGGUCGUGGCCGCCCUGAGAGCCAGCUACAACAACCCCCACCGAGCCGUGGAGUAUCUACUCACGGGAAUUCCUGGGAGCCCCGAGCCAGAACAUGGUUCUGUCCAGGAGAGCCAGGUGUCGGAGCAGCCAGCCACAGAAGGAGCAGGAGAGAACCCCCUGGAGUUCCUGCGGGACCAGCCCCAGUUCCAGAACAUGCGGCAGGUGAUUCAGCAGAACCCGGCACUGUUGCCUGCCCUGCUCCAGCAGCUGGGCCAAGAGAAUCCUCAGCUUUUGCAGCAAAUUAGUCGGCACCAGGAGCAGUUCAUCCAGAUGCUCAAUGAGCCCCCCGGGGAGCUGGCAGACAUCUCUGAUGUGGAGGGUGAGGUGGGCGCCAUUGGUGAGGAGGCUCCGCAGAUGAACUACAUCCAGGUGACGCCGCAGGAGAAGGAAGCGAUAGAGAGGUUGAAAGCCCUGGGCUUCCCAGAGAGCUUGGUGAUCCAGGCCUACUUCGCUUGUGAAAAAAACGAGAACUUGGCUGCCAACUUUCUUCUGAGUCAGAACUUUGAUGACGAGUGAUGCAGGGAGGCCGGGCUGCCCCCCAACCUCCCCACCCCCCAACUCCACAGAAGUUUUAUAAAAGAAAAAAAUAUAUAUAUAUUCAUGUUUAUUUAAGAAGUGGAAAAAAAAUCAAAAACCUUAAAAAAAACCACCCUGAUUUCCCACCCUCCUCAAGUGGCCCCCAUUCCCAUCUUGGCCUGAGAAGACCUAGGCCAGACAGCUGUCCCCCAUCCCCCGCCCCAGCCCUGCCUGCUCUAAGAAACUGGCAGGACUGGAGGCGACAGAUGGGCCCCUCUUGGCCUCUGUCCCAGCUCCCUGCAGCCAGAUGGAGAGGCGGCUGCUUGCUUCCCCCUCCCCCCCGAAGAGCCCCUGAGACCUCCCCCCGCCUUCUUCCAGGGUGAGGGGAAGCUGGAGCCCCAAACUUUGAUCCUCCAUUUGAGUGCCCCAACGUUUCCAUCUGGGGGUAAGCACUCAGAGGCUCAAGGAUCCUCCCCGCCCCAGUCUGGCCUGCAUCCCUUCGCCGGAGAGGAGGCGGCCUGGUUUGUCCUGCCUGGGGAGGGGAUGACACCAGAGCUGCUCUGGAGGUCAAGGCCACCCCUCCCCCCCCUCCCGCCAACCCCAGGACAGAACCGUGUCCCUGAUAAAGGUUUUGAAGUGAAUAAAGUUUUAAAAGCCAA